Stegostoma tigrinum is the source of this 1911-nucleotide messenger RNA. It is a transcript of the gene setmar, whose product is annotated as SET domain and mariner transposase fusion gene. Gene Ontology annotation, molecular function: histone methyltransferase activity; zinc ion binding; protein binding. Bases 163 to 1077 code for a protein of 304 amino acids. Lineage: Eukaryota; Metazoa; Chordata; Chondrichthyes; Orectolobiformes; Stegostomatidae. The record is from RefSeq and is a predicted model, not a curated record. Gene Ontology annotation, cellular component: nucleus. The transcript is spliced from 2 exons.
AGGGUGUACGCUGGGGCGGGGUGAGGUUGGUAGGGGAUACAUUGUCACCCAGCCUGUGAGGAAAAUGGACACACUGUAUCUGGUAGUGGUGGAGACUCCCAGUGGAAGCGAGUGAGGGACCCGAGCUGGAUGUUGCUCUAACUCAGUGUGUCCACCUGGGCAAUGACCGCUGCCAGACCCUGGGCAACUCACUCAGGCCGACUGCUGAGUUUGGAUGUGUGCUGCGGCCUGGAGAACCUGCCAGUGCCCGUCCUGAAUGAAGUGGACGACGACUGUUUGCUCCCUUUGCAGUACGCACCGGAAAAUGUGGCUGGACCAGGAGCAGAUCUUGAUCCCACUGAAAUAACCCUCCCAGGUUGUGAGUGCCUAGCGUCUUCCUGUGAACAGGACACAUGCACUUGUCUACAAUGCUACACUGGAGCUUAUGAUGAAAAUCUGUGCCAUGUCAACUUUCAGGGGGAGAUGGGCUACUCGAGGCCUGUGUUUGAGUGUAACAUUAUGUGUAAAUGUAGUGAGGCUUGUAAGAACAGGGUGGUCCAGAGGGGUCUCACCUUUAAACUGCAGGUGUACAAAUCCUCAAAGAAAGGAUGGGGCCUUCGCACUUUGGAACCAAUUAAGAGAGGCAAGUUUGUGUGUGAGUAUGGGGGUGAAGUCAUCAGUUUUCCAGAAGCCAGCAGGCGAACUCAAUCACAAAGUUCUGGUGACAUGAACUAUAUCAUAGCUGUGAGAGAACACCUGAUCAGUGGAGAAACACUAGAAACAUACAUCGACCCUACCCACAUUGGCAAUGUUGGUCGAUUCCUCAAUCAUUCUUGUGAUCCUAAUCUGUACAUGAUCCCCGUUCGUGUCAACUCCCUGGUUCCAAGGUUGGCUCUUUUUGCAGCUUGUAGUAUUGCAUCUGGUGAGGAGCUGACGUAUGACUACUCUGGAAAGUUCAACAAUCUUGAGAAGAGAGUUAGAACUGAAGAAGGGCCCUGCGGAGAGAGUAGUGCCCUGAAAUUGUGCUUCUGUGGUGCACAGUCAUGCACUGGUUUUUUGCCAUUUGAUGGUUCACUUUAUAACCUGAAAGACAAGUAGAAUAAGAUCUAGUAUUGGCUGCAGCCUAUCAGAUGUUGUUUUAAGGUUUAUUUUUGUUGCAAUCUAUACAUGCUGAUGCUGCAAGUGUUGAAUCUGUUUGUAAUUUGCACUGUCCUGAGAUAUAGAAAUCAGUUCAUAACUGGCUUAUAACACAUACAUGAUAAUAAAAUGUGAGGCUGGAUGAACACAGCAGGCCUUGCAGCAUCUCGGGAGCAUCUGCAGUUCCCAUUAUCACUGAUACAAUUUUAACCUCACUGCGAAGCCUCUUUUAGGGAUGCCUAACCUGAAGAAGUUACCCUCCUCCCUCCGGAGCUUUUGUGCUCCUGAGAUGCUGCUAGGCCUGCUGUGUUCAUCCAGCCGCACAUUUUAUUAUCUUGGAUUCUCCAGCAUCUGCAGUUCCCAUUAUCACUAUAACACAUACAUGAUCACUUUUUUUAAGUUUACUGUAAAACAUCCCAGCUAUACAUCUCAAAAUACAGCACUCCACUUUCCUUAAACUUUUAGAAUAGAGAAUCUUUGAUCGACAAGAUUCAUUCAUGAAUGAGUAUUUAAAUAUGCAGCAGAGCCAACUGAUACAUUGGAAAUGACCCCUGUCACCCAUUAGCCUGUUAUAGCAAUGCUUUUCAAGGUGACUCACACCACUGAGAGUUUUUUUUGGUGCAUUGUUUAUCGUUAUGGAGCAAGAAUGAAAGGGAUGGGGUUGGGGUGGAGGCAGUAAAGCUGAUGUUGAAUCUUCUGCAGAUUAAAUGUUGACCAGUGCACUUAACACUGACUAAUUGAAAAUCUAGAGGUGGUGAACUGUGUUUCAUUUCGUAAAUAAAAAUAUAUAUUGGA